Messenger RNA from Pneumocystis jirovecii RU7, 1512 nucleotides. Its product is annotated as aspartyl/glutamyl-tRNA(Asn/Gln) amidotransferase, B subunit. Gene Ontology annotation, biological process: mitochondrial translation; glutaminyl-tRNAGln biosynthesis via transamidation. Gene Ontology annotation, molecular function: glutaminyl-tRNA synthase (glutamine-hydrolyzing) activity. The transcript is spliced from 9 exons. The record is from RefSeq and is a predicted model, not a curated record. Lineage: Eukaryota; Fungi; Ascomycota; Pneumocystomycetes; Pneumocystales; Pneumocystaceae. The coding region runs from base 1 to 1512 and encodes 503 amino acids.
AUGAAAUACAAAGAACAUUGUUAUAAAGGAAUAAACAUAUUUAAAUUAUUCUAUAAAAAUUCCAUUAAAACAAUUAAGCAAUUCCAUAAAUACUAUAGUACCAUACAUUCCUUUAAUUUGACUCCAGCAAUUGGUCUGGAAAUUCAUGUUCGAUUAGCAACUUCUAUAAAAUUAUUUUCAGAAUCAGAAAAUAAAUUUUCUAGAAUUCCUAAUUCUUCAGUAGAUUUUUUUGACAAACUAAAUAAAACCCCAAUUCUUCUAGCGAUUAAAUCAGCAAUAGCUUUAUCAUGCAAAUUUCCAAAAAAAAUAUCCUUCGAUAGAAAACAUUAUUUUUAUCCUGAUCAACCAGCUGGGUACCAAAUUACCCAAUAUUAUUACCCUUUAGCUAAAAAUGGAAUUAUCAAAUUAUAUCAAUCAGAAGAGAAUAAUCAAUUAAAAAUAAUUACGAUUAAAAUUAAACAAAUACAUCUUGAACAGGACACAGGAAAAACUUCAUAUUUAUCUAAUCCAUCAAAAUCAUUAAUUGAUUUUAAUCGUAUGGGAUCUCCAUUAAUUGAAAUAAUUACCAAACCAUGUUUUUCAUCAGGAAAAGAGGCAGGUGAAGCUAUAAAGAAAAUACAAUCUAUUCUCAGAAGUGCAAGUACCAGUGAUGCAAAUAUAGAAGAUGGUGGAUUAAGAUGUGACGUUAAUAUAUCUAUUGGUAAUCAUCCAAAAUGUGAAAUUAAAAAUUUAGCAAAUUGUGAAAUCAAACGACAAAUUUCUAUUAUUAACCUAGGUAAAGAAAUUAAAAAACAAACUCUUAAAUAUGACGCUGAAAAAAAUAUCAUAAUAAAAUUAAGAGACAAAGAAGAAUCAGUCGAUUAUAGAUAUAUACCAGAACCCGACCUUCCUGAAAUCGUGCUUUCAAAAAAACUGUUAAAAGAAUGUAAAAAAUCCCUUCCAAAAUUUACAGACACUGUUUUCCAAAAAUAUUUAUCUAAUCCUUACAAAUUGCCUCUCAGAAUAGUCAAAACUUUAGCUAAAAAACAUGCUUUUGAUUAUUUUGAAAAAGUAUUAAAAAAUUUAGGAGACCCUAUUAAUUAUUCAGAGAUAGUAGCAAAUUGGAUUGUUAAUAAACUUUUAAGACAACUCAAUAUCCGAAAUAUAUCAUUUCAAAAAAACCCUGUUAAUCCAGAAACAGUAGCCUAUAUUAUUAAAGCUGUAGAAUCAAACCAUAUUACUGAUACAUCAGCUAAAUUUAUUCUUUAUAAUAUAAUUGAAGGCGAUACACGAGAUAUUUAUGACAUUGUAAAAUCUUUUGGCCAUGAAAAUACUUCUAAUCCUUAUCUAAUGUUGAAAGUUUGUCAAGAAAUAUUAAUCAAUCACAAAAAACAAGUUGAUCAAUAUAAAUCAGGCCAAAAUAAAAUAAUGAAAUGGAUUUUAGGAAAAGUUAUCAAAGAAACACAAGGAAAAUUCCCAGUAGAAGAACUGGAACAAUUAUUGAAAGAAAUAAUUAAUAAAAAUAACAUUUAA